Pocillopora damicornis (cauliflower coral) is the source of this 1616-nucleotide messenger RNA. RefSeq lists its product as uncharacterized. Lineage: Eukaryota; Metazoa; Cnidaria; Anthozoa; Scleractinia; Pocilloporidae. Gene Ontology annotation, biological process: G protein-coupled receptor signaling pathway; cell surface receptor signaling pathway. Gene Ontology annotation, cellular component: plasma membrane. The record is from RefSeq and is a predicted model, not a curated record. Gene Ontology annotation, molecular function: G protein-coupled receptor activity.
UUUGUUUGUCCCAUCAACCGAGGCUCAUUUUGUCCUAUUUGUGACGACCCGGCUUGCAGGAUCGCAGGCUUAAAUUUAAGUACUCACCCACUUUUGGGAAAAAUAUUGUCAUUUUCACAGAGGAAGGCUUUUCUAUAAAUUUACAAGUCGUCUAGCUGGCUGAGAAGCGAGGAGAUGGUUAGAAAGGAGAGAGUUAGGCCGUUUUGCCAAGCGCUCUUAAAGCUUCAAGGAGUUCUCCUUUUGCUGUAUUUGAGAACAGGUUUCAUUGCUGGGGAAAAGCAUUACAUUAUCAACACAACCUCAGCACAGAUAAAGAUAGAGGGGAUAAGUAAUGUAACCAGCGGAAAGAUUGAAGAUAAAACUUUCCAUGGUCCUAACAACGGAAUUUGGAACUACUCUGUGGCAGCGUUUAAUUUCACUUCAAGUGAAGCCAAAGAUAUCUUUCAUGAAAAAAACAAAAUAUCUAUCCGUGGUACGAAUGCCCUUUCUGUGAUCGUUCAGGGCAAUUUUACGGUGGGAACUGAUUUAGAUGUGAGUGGUAAAGAUGUCAGUUUUACCUCAAACGAUAAACAACUGUUUUGGCUCGGAGGAUUUAUACGGAUGAAUAAAACUUGCUGUACAUUGGGUGCGGGGCCUGGUGGAGCCUUUAGCUAUCACGGUGGUGGUCAUGGCGGCAGAGGGGGAGGUUUUUAUCAGGACAGGAACACAACUAGACUGUACGGGUGGAAUUACUUCGAUACCAUUUACCUACUAGGCGGCAGCACAGGAACGAAUUUGUUCUCCAGCAAAGCAGGGUCUGGCGGUGGAGCUAUAGAAUUGAAGGCAAUCGGUGGAACACUAACCCUGAAUGCCGCAAUUAAGGCUGAUGGUUACUCGACUGGCAACACAAGUGAUGAUCACUGUGCAGGGGGCAGUUCAGGAGGAUUGAUACGACUACAAGGAAAUAGGGUGGUGAUAGGAAACAACGGAAGUUUAUCUGCAGUUGGUGGGGACAGCGGUUUUAGCUCUAACCAUUCGCAUUACUGUGGAGGUGGUGGAGGAGGUGGAGUUAUUCAAGUCUUUUCGCAAACCGAUAUUAAAAACUAUCCAGCAAAUAGUCUGAAAAGGACUAAUGGUGGACGAGGAUUGCGAGAUGGCGAGGCAGGACAAGAACAAGUAGCUUUGUACUUCGACCGCCAAAUGGAUUUAAAGAUCAACACAACAAGUUGUAAAAUGUCCUGGACUAAUAAUCACGAAUACGCUGGCGAAAUCGAGCAAAGGACUUUCAAGAAAAUGGCUUACAACGUCUGCAAAAUUGAAUUCAGUUCAUCAAUUCGUAUAGGAAGACAAGUGAGCGUAAAAAUCAGUGGAAAGAGAGCUUUAUCUUUGAUCAGUAUGCAUGGAAGCAUUGAGAUAUUUUCCCAGAUAGAUAUCGACGCCACGGAACAUUCGGAUGAAAGCCUCUCUGAGACAAGCAUUGGAGGAUACGUAAAAGUGUCCCAUGAUGACAAAGCCGCAGGUCCUGCUGGUCCUAACUGUAGUUCGGAUGAAUUGUAUGGUCGAGAUUUUGAUUCCUUGUUAGGCGGAAGUGUGUGUUCGUGGGAAGGUAAGUGAAAUCAAAUUCUGUUUGAAAAUGC